Messenger RNA from Peronospora matthiolae, 108 nucleotides. Lineage: Eukaryota; Oomycota; Peronosporomycetes; Peronosporales; Peronosporaceae. The record is from the annotation of a GenBank genome assembly.
AUGGAAUCGCAGAGUGAGCCCGUUCGCAGUGACGCGAGCCAAGGGCGAGGGGGCCAGACGAGCCAGCGUCGUGCUGAGUAUGUGGGGAGUAAACCUGACGAUCGUUGA